GACAUGUUCCUUUGCGAGCCCACUUGUCAAUGUUAUUGAAAUCAACGGCGCACCUACUCUGUUCGCCGUGACCACCGGCUUCAAGAGGAGGCGCACCAGAGUCCAGAGAUAGCCGAGGCACGGCAUGCAAGCAGACUCUGCUGCGCUCGCGGGUUAAGCCCUUCAAAGGCAAUAAAGGAAUCCCCUUCCUCCUGCGCCGCCGCUCCUGCAAUGCAAGCUAGCUAGCUAUCGUGUUCCGAUCCCAAGCUAUCUAGCUACCAUUGGUUUUUUCUCUUCUUGGUGGCGAAUUGCUGCGAUUUGUAAUUACAGGAUACUCUAGUACUAUUACUAGGCGCGUAGAUAGGUAGUAGAGCUUAGAUAGACCGACGAUGAAGCUCCAUUUCUUGGUGAAGCUCUUCUUCGGGCCGGUGCCGGUGUACUUCUCGGCGCUGGCCAUCCUCAUCCUCUUCACCAACGCGCAGUACUUCGGCCUGGUCGGCGUGGGCGUGCCGCACGCCACGAAGCUGGUGUCCUCGACGCCGGUGGUGAGCGUGAUGAAGUACUGCGACAUCUUCCGCGGCGAGUGGGUGCCGGACACGGAGGCGCCCUACUACAACCACAAGACUUGCUACAUGAUCCAGGAGCACCAGAACUGCCUCAAGUACGGCCGGCCGGACCUGGGCUUCCUCAAGUGGCGGUGGAGGCCGUCGGGCUGCGAGCUGCCGCGCUUCGACCCGGUGCAGUUCCUGCAGUUCGCCCGCCACAAGUCGCUGGCAUUCGUGGGGGAUUCCCUGGCUCGCAACCAUAUGCAGUCUCUGCUCUGCCUCCUCUCACAGGUGGCGUAUCCCAAGGACAUGUCGGCGAACCCGACGGACCAGAACAAGGUGUACUACUACAGAGCAUACAACUUCACCAUCAACAUGUUCUGGUCACCGUUCCUGGUCCGGGCGCGGGAGCCCGACCACGACGACCCGGCGCACACGGGCCACUACAGCCUCUACCUCGACGAGCCGGACGACAAGUGGGUGUCCCAGGUGCCCCGCUUCGACUACGUGCUCGUCUCCGCCGCCAACUGGUUCUCCCGCCCUUCCCUCUUCUACGAGAAGCGGCGCCUCGUCGGCUGCAGCUUCUGCAGCCGGCAGUACGGCGUCCCGGACCUGACGCUCUACUACUCCCAGCGCAAGGCGUGGCGCGUGUCCCUGCAGGCCAUCAACGCCCUUCAGGGCAAGGUGAAGGGCCGGGUGAUCGUGCGGAUGCUGUCGCCCAUGUCGCACUUCGAGAACGGGACGUGGGACCAGGGCGGCAACUGCAAGCGCACGGAGCCGCUCCGGAGCAACCAGACGGUCAUGGAAGGCCGCGACCUGCAGUUCUACACGGCGCAGAUGGAGGAGUACCGCGCGGCGGAGAAGACGGCCAAGGCGAAAGGGGUCCGGAUGAUGCUCAUGGACGCCACGGCGGCGAUGCUGAUGCGGCCCGACGGGCACCCGAGCCGGUACGGGCACUGGCCCAACGAGAAGGUGCAGCUCUACAACGACUGCAUCCACUGGUGCCUGCCCGGGCCGAUCGACAUCUGGAACGACCUCCUCUUCCAGAUGAUCCUCGUCUAGCCGUAACCCCGUCGGUAAUGUGGUGCACAGACAUGAUUUGCGUCCAUGUUUUUACGGCAGUUUUGAUAAGGAAUUACAGUACUAUAUUUUUCAUUCCCAUUGCUAGAAGAACUCCCUCUGUCUUGUUCGCCUCUUUUCCUUCCUAAUCCCCUUUCCUUUCCU
This is a messenger RNA of Brachypodium distachyon (stiff brome), 1748 nucleotides long. Its product is annotated as protein trichome birefringence-like 19. The record is from RefSeq and is a predicted model, not a curated record. NCBI's taxonomy places the organism in Eukaryota, Viridiplantae, Streptophyta, Magnoliopsida, Poales, Poaceae. The coding region runs from base 369 to 1586 and encodes 405 amino acids. Gene Ontology annotation, cellular component: Golgi apparatus. Gene Ontology annotation, molecular function: O-acetyltransferase activity. The transcript has 2 exons.